AUGAAUCUGAGCCAGUCAGAUGACCCUCGCGUCGGUUCGGGACGGGCCAACUCGACUGGCGGCACCGUCAGUCACCUUACUUCCUCCGGGACCGACUCGGCUUCAUUGUCGUCCCUUGGGAGCACAUUUGUUCCGGUCCUGGUCUACUCUCUAGUCUGCUUCCUCAUCUUCUUCUGCCUCCGACCGCGAUGUCCGAGGGUCUACGCCCCGAGGACCCUCCCGGGGAUUCUCUUGCCUGAGGAAUUGAGCCCAAAACUUCCAUCUGGUUGGCUCAACUGGCUCAAGCCCUUCUUCCAGAUCUCCGACACCUUCCUUCUGCACCAUUGUUCACUCGAUGGCUUCUUUUUCCUUCGCUAUAUCAAGGUCCUCGCAACCAUCUGUCUCGUGGGUUGCUGCUUGACGUGGCCCAUUUUGCUGCCCAUACACGCAACUGGCGGCAACGAUCUCACCGAGCUGGAUCUCCUGACAAUCGGCAACGUGGCGACCCGCAAUCGCAGUCGACUGUACGGCCAUGUUCUCGUAUCAUGGGCCUUCUUCGGGUUCGUCCUCUACAUGAUCUCUCGAGAAUGCAUCUACUACGUCAAUCUCCGGCAAGCCUACCUGGUCUCGCCGAAACAGUCCCAGCGCUUGUCCGCGAGGACGGUCAUGUUCACCUGCGUCCCCCGGAACCUUCUUGACCAAGCCAAGAUCCGAAAGCUGUUCGGAGAUGCCGUCAGAAACGUGUGGAUCCCGAGGAACACCAAAGGCCUGAUGAAGCUGGUCGAGGAGAGGGACCAGACCGCGCUCCGACUGGAGAAGGCCGAGAUUGCACUAAUAAAGGCCGCCAAUGCCGCCCGUACCAAGCAAAUGGGCUACGUCGAGGAAGCAGUCGCAGGUGUGGGAACUGCCGCAUCUUUCGGGAAGGGCAAGUCGAGCGAUGAAGUCCAGAUCUCUGAGAAGUCCUCCCUCUCACCCCAGCCGAGUCUCGGAUCGUCGAAUGGACAGAAGGAGGACGACGAGGACGCAGACUAUGUCCACCCGUACGGUCUCGGCCCUUCACUUCCGGACGUGAGGGGCUCCGUGGCAGCUCAAUGGAUCCCUGCCGAGGCUCGACCCCACCAUCGGCCCCUUGCCAACUUCGGCCGCCGGGUCGACACCAUCAGGUGGACGAGACUGAGGCUCAAGUCGCUCAACGCCCAGAUAGGCAAGCUCCGCCGACAGCUCCGGACCGGCCAAGGCAAGCCGAUUAAUGCCCUGUUUGUCGAGUUCGACUCCCAGGCCAACGCGGAGACCGCGUUUCAAAUAGUCGCCCACCAUCGGCCACUGCACAUGGCGCCGGCCUUCAUCGGCAUCCGCCCGAACGACGUGGUGUGGUCGACGCUGCGCAUGGAGUGGUGGGAGCGAAUCGUUCGCCGUUUCCUGUUCAUGGCUACCAUUGCGGUUGCCGUCAUCUUCUGGUCUAUUCCCUCGGCCUUGGUGGCCAUGAUAUCGAAGCUCAGCUUCCUCACCAGCAGCGUUCCAUUUCUAAAAUGGAUCGACAAACUCCCCCCGGCAAUCAUUGGCGUCAUCGAGGGUCUGCUUCCCGCCCUCGCAUUGUCGCUCCUGAUGGCAGCUGUCCCCGGGAUGCUACGAGUUUGCGCGAGAGCUGCCGGCGUUCCUUCGGUGCCGCUGGUCGAACUGUACACGCAAAACGCGUACUUUGUCUUCCAGGUCGUGCAGGUAUUCCUCAUCACGACUCUCACAGCGGCAGCGUCGUCCGCCUUAACCGAAAUCCUCGAGAAUCCCAUCAAGGCGAAAGAUCUGCUGUCGCAGAACUUACCAAAGGCGUCGAAUUUCUACCUCUCGUACAUUCUCGUCCAGUGCCUUGCCGGUGGUGCUGGCGAACUCGUGCACCUCGUCGAACUGAUCCAGCACCAGAUUCUGGCCAAGGGUGUCGAGAAUCCAAGGUGGCUCUUCAAGGCUCGUCAGAAGCUGAAGCAGAAGCACUGGGGAAGUAUCUAUCCCGUAUUCACCAACAUGGGCGUCAUAGCAAUCUGUUACUCGUGUAUCGCGCCUGUUAUCCUGGCCUUCGCAGGUCUCGGUAUGUGCGUCAUCUACGUCGUCUAUAGGUACAACCUCAUCUACUCGUUCGAGUCGGACAUCGACACAAAGGGACUGCUAUACCCGCGUGCCCUGUUGCAUCUUAUCGUCGGCCUGUACCUCGCCGAGAUAUGUUUGAUCGGCCUCUUCGCGCUCCAGUCCGCGUACGUGCAGCUCGUCAUGAUGGUUCUGUUCCUGAUCUUCACCUUCCUCGUCCACAUCUCGAUCAUUGAUGCCGUCAGCCCUCUCCUCUUAAACCUCCCCCGGACGUUGGCUCUCCAUGACAAGGAGCUGAGUGACGAAAUGGAGGACGCCGUCGUUGAGGGAGAUCUCGGCUUGCCCGCUGCCCGUUCGGUACCCGGCACAGGUGCUGCAAGCGAGUAUUACAGCCUCGAAGAGGGGAUCGAGGAAGUCGAGGAAGUCAAUACCUUCCACGGAGAAGCAAACGACAGAGCGGUCGAGGGCGCGAGCGGGUUGAUGUCGUCGGUCAAAGACUGGGUGAUAGACAAGACAAAAACCAGGGUGGAGCUGGAGGCCGAAGCCGGAGGCCUCACUCGAUUCCUCUGCACGCUCAACCGGUGGUUCACGCCGGACAAGGACAAGAAGCCCAACUUCCUGGUCAAAUGGUUGCACCCGGAGAUCUUCGAGGACUUCCACGUCCUCCACCAGAUGUUCCCUUCGGACGUGGCCCCGACCGAGUAUCCGGACGAGUUCAUGCGGCGCGGCUACUGGCCUCCCGAGAUGUGGCUGCCGAGCCCCAAGCUCUGGAUUCCGCGAGACGCCGCCCACGUCAGCCGCCAGGAGGUUGCGCACACGAGGGAGGUCAACCCCAUCACCGACCGCGGCGCCUGGCUCGACGCCAAGGGGAAGGUCGUCGCCGACAUUGACGACGCACCUAUCAAGGAACUACGGGUACUUUUCUAG
Molecule: messenger RNA, 2982 nt
Organism: Phialemonium atrogriseum
Lineage: Eukaryota; Fungi; Ascomycota; Sordariomycetes; Cephalothecales; Cephalothecaceae
Product: DUF221 domain-containing protein
Exons: 6
Coding region: 1-2982 (993 amino acids)
Cellular component (GO): plasma membrane
Molecular function (GO): calcium-activated cation channel activity
Source: RefSeq, a predicted model, not a curated record